AUGAGCGUCGGGGUCGCGCGGGCCGCUUGGGCGCGCGGCUGGGGUGCCGGGUGGCGCGGCGGCGCCGUGGACGUGGCGGCGCUGCUGCGGGACGCGACAGCGGCGGAGGAGCCCCGGGCCGCGGCGGCGCGGCGGGAGCCGGGCCAGUGCUCCGUGCUGCUCUUCCCCGGCCAGGGUAGCCAGCAGGUGGGCAUGGGCCGCGGGCUGCUCGGCUUCCCGCGCGUCCGCGAGCUCUACGACGCCGCCCGCCGCGUGCUGGGCUACGACCUGCUGGCGCUGAGCCUGCACGGGCCGCAGGAGGACCUGGACCGCACCGUGCACUGCCAGCCCGCCAUCUUCGUGGCCUCGCUGGCCGCCGUGGAGAAACUCCACCACCUGCAGCCGGAGGUGAUCGAGAACUGUGUGGCCGCCGCUGGAUUCAGUGUGGGAGAAUUUGCAGCCCUGGUGUUUGCUGGAGCCAUGGACUUCUCUGAAGGUCUGUACGCAGUGAAGAUCCGCGCGGAGGCCAUGCAGGAGGCUUCCGAAGCUGUCCCCAGCGGGAUGCUGUCGGUGCUCGGUCAGCGCCAGUCCAAGUUCCCCCUCGCCUGCGCGGACGCCCGGGAGCACUGCAGGUCUCUGGGCAUAGAGGAGCCCGUGUGCGAGGUGUCCAACUACCUCUUCCCUGACUGCAGGGUGGUCGCAGGACACCUGGAGGCGCUGCACUUCCUGCAGAGGAACGCCGCUCGCUACCACUUCCGGCGCACCAAGAUGUUGCCGGUCAGCGGUGGCUUCCACACGCGCCUCAUGGAGCCGGCGCUGGAGCCGCUGGCGCAGGUGUUGAAGACCGUCGACAUUAAGAAGCCGCUGGUGUCCGUGCACUCCAACGUCACUGGGCACAGGUACGCGCACCCCAGGCACAUCCGGAAGCUGCUGCUGCAGCAGGUGGUCUCCCCGGUGAGGUGGGAGCAGACGAUGCACGCCAUAUACGAGCGGAAGAGGGGCACCGAGUUCCCCAGGACGUUCGAAGUAGGCCCUGGGCAGCAGCUGGGAGCCAUCCUGAAGAGCUGUAACCUGCAGGCCUGGAAGUCCUACAGCUCUGUGGACGUGCUGCAGGCCAGCGAGGACCCCGGCCCGGACCCCGUGGAGCCCCUGCGGUGACCGCCAGGGCCUCUGGUGGGCUGUGCCAGCCUGCCCGCUCUCCUCACCGGCCUCUCGGCGGCGGAGGCGUUUGCAGAGUGAUGGUGUGCCAGGUGCUUUGGAUGCCACGCCGUGAGGCACGCACACGAGUGGGCUUUGCACACCCAGUCGCUCUCCCCCUUGAGAAGUGUUUGUCUGCCAGGGCGGCGGCCAUGCUGCUUGUGGGGGAGCCCAGACUCAAGCCUGGCCAGCGCCCGAGGGGCUCCUCCAUGCCUGCGGCCCACCAUCCCUGGGCCCCGGGUCCAGGCGGCCUUAUGGCCUCUCAGCUGCACUCGAUAGCCGGGAGAGCAAGUCCAAUUACUCACGGGCCAGAGUUUGUGGUGGUGGAAA
Lepus europaeus (European hare) is the source of this 1506-nucleotide messenger RNA. RefSeq names its product malonyl-CoA-acyl carrier protein transacylase (gene MCAT). NCBI's taxonomy places the organism in Eukaryota, Metazoa, Chordata, Mammalia, Lagomorpha, Leporidae. Gene Ontology annotation, molecular function: transferase activity. The transcript has 4 exons. The coding region runs from base 1 to 1137 and encodes 378 amino acids. The record is from RefSeq and is a predicted model, not a curated record.